AUGAACCACAUCGGCAACGCAGACAAGAUGGUGAAACAGGCUUGGGAGUUCAAUAAGGCGAAUAUGGCAGCAGUGGCCGAAGCUAACAAGAACCUUUGGGAUCGAAUUCGUGAACGUGCUCUGAAUCCAGAAAAAUGCAAAGGAAAUUGCCACUGGAACAAGCUCGUGGCUGAUAUCGAGCACAAGAAUCCACGGUUCUCCUAUCCGAAACUGUUGAAGGGCGUAGUGCAACAAGCGAAACAUGGACCAAGCAAGGUCCGCAAAUGUCCUUGCCUCUUGGGGCCGAGUAAUAGCGCCAAGUCGUUGCUGAUCACGAAGCCACUAAUCGCGUUAUGUGGUGGAGUCGACUUCGUGCAACUGACACCCGGCACCAUGUUAAGGCAAGAGCAAAAGCGAUCUUCCUUCGUGUAGUGGGAUCGUCUUCAAGUAGUAGCAUCCCGCUACUCAUUCUUCAGCAUCGUAGGCUUUCGCUUUUUGCUCUCUCAUAAACAGGAAAUCCGAAUAGCUUUACAGCCCUGGCCGAUUUCAAGACACGCGCAGCCAUCUUCGAUUAUGGUUCAUUCUUUUAUACUACAACUCCAUUAUUUGAUCUGUUUCGCCACGUGUGAAAAAAACCUAAUUCACUUUGAUCUGUUUCACCGCUUUGAUGUGUUCUUGUGAAACAAUAAUUAUUCUUGCUGCUAAUUUUCUGAGUGGCGAUGCGAAGAACAGGCUGCAACUGCAAAUGCUGGUCGAGGAGGGAUAUCGCUGACGAUGUUCUUGCAGUUGUGUUCAGGAGAGCCUCUUCUUGUUUCGCAAUCACAAACGAUGACAAACGGCGCUGCGCGAACGAACUUCACUAAGCCAGUGGUUUGGGCAGGUCCUGUCGAGCACUUCCUACCUGAUGACGCUACGGUGGUAGUAGGCGAAUACAAGUGCCACGUAAUCAAUCGCCUUGACAUAGAAGUUCUAGACAACUCCUAUCCGCCGGGGACCGCGCUAGAGCCACCACCUGGAAAAGACGUCUGCCUCGAUUGUUUUUGUACUCGAUCAUUCAAAGCCGACUUGUCGCAGCCAGUCCCUGAACCGACUCUGAAUCCGGCUGAUGACUUUGAUAAUAUCCUCAUUGCGAAGCGAGCAGAGUGGGACGCUGAUGCAACAAAGCAAACGUCGUUCUGGUAUGAUAUUGUGCAAGAACGCAUCACCCGAGCUCGUGCAGAGUCGAAAUUCAAAUCAUCUGCGAAGAGAGUGAACCCAGCGAGCGCUCCACUCGGCAUCCAGCAGCCUUUUUUUGGUGUCCCUGCUUCCGGUGCGUCUUCACCCAAUGCAGGAAGUUCUCCAACAGCUUCGCAAGCACCAUCAAUUGCAGCUUCGAUUUACGGUCAGCUACAUCAUCCCCUCAUCGGAUUAGGUGUUAGCGGAACAGCAGGAGCGCUCGCGUCUGGACCUGGAAGUGCACCCGCACAACAAUCGGCAGCGUCGCUUCAUCAGGGCCAUAACAUCAACGACGCUUCAUCAUCUGUCGCUUCGUUUCCACCACCUGGCCAAAUCCCACCGGACCUCAUGUCGUACGUCUACCAGAACGCCCUGAAGAUGAUGCAGUCUGGAAAUUGGAUGCCUUCUGGUGGAUCACCACCCUCUAGCUGAUCUAGCAUUUCGUUGCUUUGAUGAACUGGAAAUAUUUAACUUGAACUAAUUUAGAUUUUGUAUGAUCCUUGUGUGCAGGCAGAACUACUUGCUGAACUAUAGAGAAGUGAAUACAUGCAGAACUACUCGCUGAACUAUAACAACUUGGCUAUGAAUCAUGAGACACAUUGUAUUGCGCUUAGUAGUGUGUUCGUAUCAUCUUGGUCUUCGUCUAACAUCUUCGCUUCUCGCAGUUGCGUGGCGUCUUAGCUCUUUCGACUUUCGCGCUUGCGUU
Messenger RNA from Amoebophrya sp. A25, 1900 nucleotides. The record is from the annotation of a GenBank genome assembly. NCBI's taxonomy places the organism in Eukaryota, Dinophyceae, Syndiniales, Amoebophryaceae.